AUGAAGUUCAACUUGUUGGCUUUUUCACUUUUCCUACUCCUUUUUAUAAAUUUGAGUCCCCUUUGUAACGGGGGGUUUCUUUAUAGACACAAAAAUCCGCCUACAUUAUUGGAAGAUCUUGUUGGUUCCGAUAUUUAUAGCUGGUUUUUUGGUCAGCAGAAACAUAAGUCUACUUUUUGGGAAGAUUUUUUUGGCCAGAAUAAUGAGGAAGAAGCUUCGGUUUCGAACUCUUUUUCGUCAUUAUUUAAAAGCGAUGCCGGCACGUCUUCCAUCGCCGCCGGAAAUAAACCUCCAGCUAGUGAAGAGGCUGCUCAUUUUUCUGCACCGAUUGUUCAGUCAAAAGGGUUUGGGUCUUCACUGGCAGGUUUAUUUUCCGGUAUCGAAGGGAAGAAAUCUCGUCCAUCUAUUCUCGCGGAGAUAUUCUCAAUUUUGGGGCUGAACGGUCUAUUUGAAAUCGUUGGAAAUAACAAUGUGUUCCUUUUUGUGGAUUUUAUCAUCUCUAUAUUUAUCCUGCUAUCAACGUUUUCAUUAUGGGGAUUCGUCUCCGUUUGGUGGCAAUUUAGUAAUAUCCUGCUCCCCCUCACUGCAUUCUUUAUUCUUUACUUGAUUAAAAAGAACGCUCUUGCGAUCCCCUUAUUAUACCAAUUGUCAUAUUUAUGCUGGUUGUAUCUCAACCUUGCAUUCACAUCUUGUAGAAUUAUAUUCUAUGUUUUCAGGAACAUCAAUGUAGCUCAAAGUUCUUCCAACACUGGUUAG
This is a messenger RNA of Mitosporidium daphniae, 756 nucleotides long. RefSeq lists its product as uncharacterized. The transcript has a single exon. Bases 1 to 756 code for a protein of 251 amino acids. Lineage: Eukaryota; Fungi; Microsporidia. The record is from RefSeq and is a predicted model, not a curated record.